GAAAUUUAGCUUUCAAUUAAAUAAAUAUAAAUAUAUAUAUAUAUAGCUUAAAAUCAAAAGUUUCCUCCAACAAGAAAUGGCGAUAGCUGAAGAAGAAGCUGCACUUAUAGAAGAUUCCGUCAGCGACUCCGUUGACCACCGUGGACUUCCCGCCGGAAAAUCUUCCACCGGCGGAUGGAGAUCCGCCUGGUACAUUAUAGGUGUGGAAGUUGGAGAAAGAUUCGCUUACUUUGGGAUUGCUUCCAACUUAAUUACUUACCUCACCGGACCUCUCGGACAAUCAACGGCCACUGCCGCCGUGAACGUGAACACAUGGUCAGGAACUGCCUCCAUGCUUCCUGUUUUAGGAGCUUUCAUUGCAGAUGCUUAUCUUGGUCGUUACCGUACCAUUGUUGUUGCUUCCCUCAUCUACAUACUUGGACUAGGACUAUUGACCUUAUCGUCUAUCUUAAUCCUAAUGAGAAUAACUGAGCAACGCAACGAUGCUUCUCCUAAACCGUUGUUUUGGGUGAAUUUAUUAUUCUUUUGUUCUCUGUAUUUGGUGGCGAUCGGACAAGGCGGACACAAGCCGUGUGUUCAGGCGUUUGGUGCGGACCAGUUUGAUGUGGAAGAUCCAAAGGAGAGAAUAAGUAGAGGAUCGUUUUUCAAUUGGUGGUUCUUGAGUUUAUCCGCGGGAAUAACUUUGUCUAUUAUCGUGGUGGUUUAUGUUCAAGACAAUGUUAAUUGGGCGCUUGGGUUUGGGAUCCCUUGUUUGUUUAUGGUUAUGGCUCUUGCUCUCUUUUUGCUUGGGAGAAAAACUUAUAGAUACCCAAGAGGAGAUCACGAGGAGAAGAAGAACGCUUUUGCGAGAAUCGGUAGAGUUUUCUUGGUGGCGUUCAAGAAUCGGAAACUGAAGUUAACACAUUCGGGUCAGUUGGAAGAUGGUUCGUCCAAGAAAUGUAAAGGACGGCUUGAGUUCCUAGCAAAAGCGUUGCUAUCAGGAGAAGGAGGUGCAGAGCCAUGUAACAGUAGUGAUGUGGAAGACGCGAUGGCUUUGGUAAGGCUUAUUCCGAUAUGGAUCACAUCGGUGGUGAGCACGAUUCCUUACGCUCAAUAUGCUACUUUCUUCACAAAGCAAGGCGUUACGGUAGACAGAAAAAUCUUGCCGGGUUUGGAAAUCCCUCCGGCUUCUUUUCAGGCGCUAAUCGGUUUAUCGAUUUUCAUCUCAGUUCCGACUUAUGAGCGUGUUUUCCUUCCGUUAGCUAGAUUGAUUACCAAAAAGCCUUCAGGGAUCACAAUGCUACAGAGAAUAGGAGCUGGAAUGGUGCUCUCUAGCUUAAAUAUGGUGGUUGCAGCAUUGGUAGAAAUGAAACGGCUCGAGACGGCUAAGGAACAUGGGCUUGUGGAUAGACCGGACGCAACCAUCCCAAUGUCCAUAUGGUGGUUCGUUCCUCAGUAUUUACUACUCGGGAUGAUCGAUGUAUUCUCACUAGUAGGUACUCAAGAAUUCUUCUACGACCAAGUCCCCACGGAGCUGAGGAGUAUUGGUCUCGCACUUUCUUUGAGCGCGAUGGGUCUUGCCAGCUUCUUGAGUGGUUUUCUAAUCACUGUGAUUAAUUGGGCUACCGGUAAAAAUGGCGGCGAUAGCUGGUUCAACACUAACCUGAACCGAGCCCAUGUCGAUUAUUUUUACUGGUUGCUUGCCGCUUUCACCGCCAUUGGGUUCUUGGCGUUUUUGUUCUUCUCCAGGCUGUAUGUGUAUCGCCGGGUAGAUCAAAUCUAAGAAUAUAAAAUUCAACGUGUAUC
Arabidopsis arenosa is the source of this 1785-nucleotide messenger RNA. Lineage: Eukaryota; Viridiplantae; Streptophyta; Magnoliopsida; Brassicales; Brassicaceae. The record is from the annotation of a GenBank genome assembly.